AAGCAGCUAAACCGGCACGCAUUUUUUAUCCCUUCUUUCAGGCUGUGAUUGUAGCUUAUAUACAUAGAUAUAUUCACCGUCAAAAUGGUUCAGGAUGUGAUGGGGUGCUGUCCUGCUAUCGCUAGCUAGGCGGACAAAUUCCUUCAACCCAGCCUGCUGUUUCAAUCACUGCGGGUUGACACAGUAGCUUAGGCGUCGUUGAGGGAGCUAGCGCCCGUAGCCGUUGCGUCUAAUUUAGCCAACGUUAGCUAAUGUAACGUUAGUUAGUUAAAACGGUCGCAUUGCUGCGGCGUGGAUAGUGCAAUAACGGUUAUCACUCUAACGUUGGCUUACUGGCAAGGACUACGACUUCUUUUUCAGGUGUAAACGAGCUAGCUAACAUUGGUGAGACUGCACAGAUAUCAACUGUUAACGGGUUUGGAUGUCGCGACACUGCAGUUUUCAGCCACUUUUUGGCGGAUUGUGAAGCUAGAAUUGGACCACAGUGACGGACGAAAAGACAGGAUUGGACCGCGCAGUGACAGAGCAGAGGGUUAAUGAUAUACACCGGCUAUUGAGUGGUUAAAUCUGUAACAGUUUGCAGUCAUUUUAAUAUUAGCUGUGUUGAGAAACGGGCGGGCAGAGCAUCUCGGGGAGGCCCCUACCGUCUCCUGACUCCCUCCCCUGUCCGAGUCUCCCGUGAUUUGCCGAGAACACCCGGGUGAAGUCGCAGUUGUUCUCGGCCGGGGGGGACAACUUGACAGCGAGGCCCCUAGCUAGUCUCCCCUCCCCCUCCCCCCAGUCCCGUCCACUCAUCCGUCCAGCCCCGACAGACCACCUCCUCCUCCUCGCCCUGAGAUCGAAGCGAGGACCGGGGGUUUUUUUUCGGGAGAAGCUGAAACCGUGGGCAAGCGUUGUCGUGGUCCCGUCUUAACCGGGCUGCCACAAGCAGAGGGGAUGACUCUGGAGUCCAUGAUGGCUUGCUGCCUGAGCGAAGAGGCGAAGGAGUCGAAACGAAUCAAUGCAGAAAUUGACAAACAACUGCGCCGAGACAAGCGAGACUCCAGGAGAGAGCUGAAAUUACUUCUUCUCGGUACGGGAGAAAGUGGCAAGAGCACCUUCAUCAAGCAGAUGAGGAUCAUCCAUGGAGCCGGCUACUCAGACGAAGAUAAGAGAGGCUUCAUCCGACUUGUUUACCAAAACAUCUUCACCUCCAUGCAGGCCAUGAUUCGUGCCACUGAGAACCUCAAGAUCCCCUACAAAUAUGAACAGAAUCGGUCUAAUGCCAUGCUGGUGAAGGAGGUGGACAUUGAGAAGAUAAAUGGGUUUGACCACCCCUACAUCGCAGCUAUCAAAUGCCUCUGGUCCGACCCGGGGAUCCAGGAGGCCUAUGACCGCCGCCGAGAGUACCAGCUCUCUGACUCCACUAAAUAUUACCUUAGCGAUAUAGACCGUGUGACUGCGGAGGGAUACGUUCCCACCCAGCAGGAUGUGCUGAGGGUCCGUGUUCCCACCACGGGCAUAAUAGAGUACCCAUUUGACCUGGAGAACGUCAUCUUCAGUUAUCUUUCCGAUCUGGAUCGUAUUGCAGAUUCCAACUAUCUUCCCACUCAGCAGGAUGUGCUCAGGGUGCGCAUCCCCACCACAGGAAUCAUAGAGUACCCCUUCGACUUGCAAAGCAUCAUUUUCAGGAUGGUGGAUGUAGGGGGUCAGAGGUCAGAGAGGAGGAAGUGGAUUCACUGCUUUGAGAAUGUCACUUCCAUCAUGUUUCUUGUGGCGCUGAGUGAGUACGACCAAGUCCUGGUGGAAUCAGACAAUGAGAACCGCAUGGAGGAGAGUAAAGCUCUGUUCAGGACUAUCAUUACCUACCCCUGGUUUCAAAACUCCUCUGUCAUCCUCUUCCUCAACAAGAAGGACCUGCUAGAGGAGAAGAUCUCCUACUCACACUUGGUGGACUAUUUCCCUGAGUUUGAUGGUCCCCAGCGGGAUGCACAGGCAGCGCGGGAGUUCAUCCUCAAGAUGUUUGUGGACUUAAACCCAGACAGCGACAAGAUCAUCUACUCUCACUUCACUUGUGCCACAGACACUGAGAACAUCCGCUUUGUGUUUGCAGCUGUCAAAGACACCAUCCUACAGCUCAACCUCAAAGAGUACAACCUGGUGUGAGGGCUCUCGUACGAUGCACAUCUCCUCCCCAUUGCACAAAUGCACACCUCUUUCGGAGUGUGCGAUCAACUCCUCAUGCAUAACAGCACACCAUGCCGACACACACACACACAUACACACACACAUAUACACACACACACACACACACGCUCCCAACCAACAGAACCCUUCCUUUGUUCUUUUUGGGGUUUUUUUUCCCAGUACAGUUCAUUCACAGAUCCUCCCACCUGCAAACGCCGCCCCUCUCUUUCACCAAAGCUCGCCCUCUUCCUCCUUUGCUCGGCAGCUUGUUGUGUCAGAGUCCUCGCUCCUCCCAAAGCUGCUCCGUGUCUGACUUGGCCCCGGCUGCUGACUCUGGCACAUUUCAUCUGGCACACAAACCUUUCACACGGGCUGUACAGUGACUGAAAGGGACUUUGGUGUUUGUGUGUGUGGUACGUGUGUGUGUGCGUGUGAGUGUGUGUGUGUGUUGCAUCGACUAGCGAGGAGCUGUGUUUUGGUGGAUAGCGGCAUCAAACCCCCCACCCCCCCCCCUCUCUCCCCCUUGGCCCUCUGGAGUUGAUCCCAAGUGGUGUGAGAUCAGAUCCUCCGUCGUCUACUUUUCUGAGCUCCUGCCAGUGUGGAAGGAAGUGAACACUUGAAUCUCCCCAAAACCAUCUGAGGACCAGCGAGCGGCACGGUGCUCCUUUUUGAAAAUCCCCCACCACAGUUUGACAGUGUUGGGACAGGAUGUGAGGUCGCACACAGGACGCAAGGGGACGGGGGCCGAGGAUUCUGUCUCCACCUCGCAUCUAUGAAUGUACCCACCAGUGUGAGCAUCGCAAUCGCAAAAAAUAGAAAUAUAUAUUAUGAAGUAAAUGUAUAUGUAAACACACUUAAGACAAAAAGCACGAGAGGGCAAGAGAUAGCAAAUCAAAAUCUAUUCAUUGCUGAGAUUUUUAAAAUGUUUUUAAUGAUAGAAAUUUGUUGCUACGUCUACUUCUAUUUAACAAAUUAUGGCUAAAUGGAACGGUGAUAAGAAAAAUCUAUAAAAACUUUUAAACUUUGCAUAACAAAGACAUCUAAAAAAAAAAAAGAAGCAGCUACAAAUUUACUUGAGAUAAGUAUCCUUUAAACAUUUCUGUGGGAUUAGUUUUUUUUUUUUGUUUUUUUUGUUUAAGUUAAUCACAUGGCUUCCCUCCUCCAGAGGUUUUCUGUAUGGAUUCACAGGGACAAUCUUCCAUGUGACCUCCACAGCAUCUGGCUCCACUGACACACACCCACACCCUUUAUUACAAAACACUCGUAGCGGGUGAGAGGACGGCGCUUUUCACACGGGGGGCUGCACUCUGAUUGGCAGGAGCAGAUGUGGAAGGGGAGCGCGAUGACAUCAGUGUUUUUAUCAGCCCACAGAGCGCCCAUCUGCAGCUCGGGCUGCGAGUAGCUUAUUCAACAAAAUAGAAGCCGUAAAUUAAACACGCCCACGCCCAGGGUGUGAAUAGAAUCCAUGCGGUAACAUCUCUGAUGACGUCGCACCUGCGUCACUCAGCCGUCCAAUCAGACACACUUCCUGACAGUGACAUAGUCAUUCAUUAUAUCAGGAUGUGCUUCUGUUUACUUUUUUUUUUUUUUUUUUUUUUUUUACUGUAUAGUCACUUUGUUUAUAUAAAAAAAAAGAUUGCUUGCUGUUGAGUGGUGAGAGGAAGAGGGGCUAUGAACCUUUGACGGAAAACGCACUCUGAAGUCUGCAAAUGUCGUUUGUGUAUAUUUGUUUGUAAAUACAUAUACACAAAACACUCCUGUACAAAAACGCUCUGUGGUACACCAUCUUUGGCAAAAAACAAACAAAAACAAAAAAACCAACAAAAAAAAAAAAGUAUCAACUUCUUUCACUAGCAUACAGUUUUUUUUUUUCCUAUGAAUUUAUGGUAGUAUUGAUACUGUGAUAAUGGAUUUUGUUCACUUGAUUAAUAGGACUACACAGAGCUGAGUGGUGUUGAGUAAACGAUCGGCAAGGAGCAAUAGUCAGAGACAAGAGGUUCCUUCCAACCAGCCUCUUAAACCCUCACAACUCCACACUACUGCAACAGCUCUGGCUCCAGAGUAAUACUAACUAGGGCUGGUUUAAAAAAAAAAACAAAAAAAAAAACAGUAUGGUGACAAGAUGAUUUAAGAGUAAUUAAAGAUUUUUUUAUUUAUCUAAUUUAUGGACCAGGUUUGAAGGUGUUGAUAAUUUGACUGCUUUUGAUUCUGUCAUGUUGAAGUGCUCCUUUUCUCAUGGCGGAGCCUACUUGAGUCUGAACUGCUGUAAAAAACAAAACAAAAACAAACAAAAACAAAAAAAAAACGAAUGUCUGGUAUAGUAAGGACUUUAUCUCUGCUUUCUAUUUCUUAUUGAGACAUUUCCAGUUGUACUUGCCAUCACGUCUCCAUCCAUGAUAAUACUGUUUGGUUUCUUAAGGAGCCCUCACAUCUGUUUUGUUUGAUUUUUAACAACAAAAAAAACAAAAAAAAAGAAACUUGUAUUUCCUCUUGGUUUAUAGACGCAGCGCUGUAAUGCAUACCUAGAAAAAUGUACAGUACGAACGUAGGUGGAAUUUUUUAUCAGUGAUUGAAGACCUAUGCGGGUCCAUGCUUGCUAUUUGUAAUUUAACACAAAAAAUUCUGUUGUUGGUUUUUUGCAUUGUUAAUUUCCAGUUUUUUGAGGCUUGCUUUGAUAGUGCCAGUGAAGUGCAGAUAUACUUUUUUGGUCUUUGACCUUUUGUACAGGUGACUUAUCCUUCAUCCUCAUUAAGGGCUAUCACAGUGCAUCAGGCAUCAGACGGUGGGGAGUGGAGUACAGGACCACAGUGAACCAAGUCAUCCACUACUAAUCCUUGUUUAUAAAUGGAGAUUACUUGUGUGUGUGUGCUAUAAGAAGUAUAGGCAAGGUGUGUGUAGAGAGUUUACCAACACUAAGCAGUUUUGUCUCUGUAUUUCUUUAUGUAUCUGGCCCUUUCAGUGAAUUGGGUGGACCCAGUAUGUGGCUCUCGGACUUUCAAUUAUUUCUCGUUUGGUUGUUUGCAUCGGUAUGACAGUGUCACCUGUAAUACCUCAUGCAAUAUAGAAACACUAAAGACACUACUACCAGGAUGAGUAUUGCAUGUUUCCCCCAGAGUAUUUGAGUUGUAGCUGAUAGCCAAGAAAUUCUUAAAGACCAUACUUGCGGCUAUUUGCAUGUUUUAACCCAUUAACUCCAAUUCUUAUACUUUAUUGUUGACCGUUUCUCCAGUUUAGAGAUUGGAUUCCUACCUUCCAGGCAGCUGCUGGUUUCUGUUCAUGACAGUAAGGUCUGAAAACUUUUGGUUUUACUUUGAACUUUCUGAAGUCAGGGCUUGUUGAGGAAAUGCAGCAUUCAAAGUAACUCUGACAUCAGAGUAUUAAUCGGCUGCCGUAAACGUUGCAUUAAAAGCAGCGUUUUCCUAAAGUUAAGGAAUACAAACAAUAAAGAUGUAAAGGAUAAUGUGAAUUUGAUUUUCUAACAGUACUUGAACACACCAUCUACUGUAGUGAUGAGUUUUCACUACUCUCUGAUCUCGAUUAUAUAAUUUGAUAGAAGUUAACUGUACUAUUUCAUCCAUCUCAAGCAAAAACAAAGCAAGGAAAAGCCACUGCUCAGUGCUUUUAAAUUCAUUCUCUUUAAACCUUUAGGGUGCUAUCGAUCAGGAACAGAAGUCCACAAUUUUCUUUUUAUUAAAGCAUCAUAACCUCACUAAUUUUUUCACUCCAGCUUAAUUUCCUUAAAUGACCAGAAACCAAACACUGCCUAAAAGUUGGCAAAUCAAUAUAAACAUGUACGGUCUGCUUCCAUAAAUACUAAGCAAGUCUGAACACUAACUUAAUGGGGCUAAAAUGUAAAAAUGCCAGUGUGGUCUGUAACUGCCAUUUUUGUCUGCUGAAAAUUACACUAACCUUGUCGUGAGGAAGGCAGACAGCCAACCAUUAGAUGGAGACUGCUGUCAUAAAGAGGGUCUGGACGGGUCGGGGCGCCAGUAUUAAGUGAGCGGAAGGAUAUAGCAGUAUGGAUACCCAAGUAUUUAUCAGUGUUCAGAUUACCUGCGUGUUGAGUGCAGCUCGCGUUAACAGAGUGACUUUUAAACUUGACUCUACAACUUCUGACACAUGGUGAAGGGCUGACAGGCGGUUGUUAGUGUGGUGGUUUUGUUAGCAGCCCAGUGUUGCACAGUGUGUUUUUGACACUUUUUUUUUUUUUUUUUAAAUCUCAACAAGUAUGAGCUGGGAAAGAGGGGAAGGCAAGUCUGUAUGAAACUUCUCAUUCUUUCAUUCUUGUCCGUUUGAGCAUCGACCAGGAGGGAAAGACAAGGAUUGGUUUUUUCACAAUAACUCUCGUAUUUAUUGCCUUGAAUAAUGAAAGCUGGUGUUUGGCAUUUCUGGCCCUUCGGGGUGUGUUAUGUACCUUCCUGUGGGCUUGUUUGUUGGAAUAAUUGGAAUCUAACUUAUCUUUUUAGACAUAAAGUUCAUGCAUAUUCAAAAUUUCAAGCUUGUACCCUUAUUUUUUGUGUUUGUUUUUUUUUUUUUCAUCUUUCUCUGUAUGAUAAGAAAACAUUACCAGAACACUAAUAUUUAGGACCACUUGAUUUAUUUUUCCUCACUCCAAUGAAACCUGAAGGUCAAUUGUGUAGUGGUGUAUAAAAUGCUGUUUUUUUUUUCCUCUUUAUUUUGUAUGUAAACCAAAUGUAAAUUAUGUAUUAUACUGAGUGUGCCAACCCCACUCUCUUUAGAGCCAGGCUCUCUCUAAGUGCCAACGCUGUGGUCAUCAUCAAAGGACCACCACCUGAGAUGGUCCCCCUUUUUAAAUAAAACACACCAGAGACUAAAAGGAUAGACAAUUAAGUACACACAAAGACUUUAUUCUGUAUUUAAGAUUGAAGAUUUAAAAGAUAAUCUGCUGUUUUUUAAGAAACUGUAAUUAUAAUUGCAUGUGCUGUUUAUUUUGUGUCGGAAGUGAGGGCUUGGAUGCUUUCAUUGAAGCAGGGCCCUCGACGAUGAAGGGGUUCCAAUCAGUUGGUUAUUAUCGAUUUAUUGAUUUACAUAACUCUUGCCAUAUUUUUUUAUGUGUUUCAUGUAUUUGUUUCAACCACUGUUGCCUGAUCCUCAUUCAAACAUGAACAUGACUUAUGAUCAUUGCCGCCUUCUAAGAGAGAAACAUAAUGACAAGGUAUCUGUUUUAAAUUGAAAUAAAUUUGUUCCUAUACUUGC
This is a messenger RNA of Thunnus maccoyii (southern bluefin tuna), 7383 nucleotides long. RefSeq names its product guanine nucleotide binding protein (G protein), alpha 11b (Gq class) (gene gna11b). Gene Ontology annotation, cellular component: heterotrimeric G-protein complex. The record is from RefSeq and is a predicted model, not a curated record. NCBI's taxonomy places the organism in Eukaryota, Metazoa, Chordata, Actinopteri, Scombriformes, Scombridae. The transcript has 8 exons. Gene Ontology annotation, molecular function: G protein-coupled receptor binding; G-protein beta/gamma-subunit complex binding; guanyl nucleotide binding. Bases 937 to 2145 code for a protein of 402 amino acids. Gene Ontology annotation, biological process: action potential; phospholipase C-activating dopamine receptor signaling pathway; adenylate cyclase-modulating G protein-coupled receptor signaling pathway.